GGCACCUGAUGCUGACGCUAAAGUGACAGAGGACGAGGAGAUCUCACAGGUGAGCGAUGCAGCUGAGGCCUUGGAAGACCGAAGAUCCUUGUUGGACGUCAUUGACCAAGCGGCGAAGGCAGAACUUCAGAAAGCCCCGAGUCCUAUGACGGAAUCUCCCUUGUGGGAGGAGUUAAACAAGGACUUGCCAAAGUGGCCGAACGCGUCUGGAAGUCAACAGCCAGCUGAACCGAACACACCAGCGCUGUCAUCGGCUGCUGCAAGCGUGCCAACUGCCAAGGCCAAGCUUGAGACGGUCCCACCUAUGGAGGAAACUUCCUUGCUGGAGGAGCUAAACAAGGACUUGCCAAAGUGGCCGAACGCGCCUGGAAGUCAACAGCCAGCUGAACCGAACACACCAGCGCAGUCAUCGGCCGCUGCAAGCGUGCCAACUGCCAAGGCCGAACUUCAGAAGGCCCCGAGUCCUGUGGCGGAAACUUCCUUGCUGCAGGAGCUAAACAAGGACUUGCCAAAGUGGCCGAACGCGUCUGGAAGUCAACAGCCAAGCUUGAGAAGGUCCCGCCUAUGGAGGAAACUUCCUUGCUGGAGGAG
This is a messenger RNA of Cladocopium goreaui, 591 nucleotides long. Lineage: Eukaryota; Dinophyceae; Suessiales; Symbiodiniaceae. The record is from the annotation of a GenBank genome assembly.